Molecule: messenger RNA, 3399 nt
Organism: Lytechinus pictus (painted urchin)
Lineage: Eukaryota; Metazoa; Echinodermata; Echinoidea; Temnopleuroida; Toxopneustidae
Product: histamine H2 receptor-like
Exons: 1
Coding region: 1-1299 (432 amino acids)
Biological process (GO): G protein-coupled receptor signaling pathway, coupled to cyclic nucleotide second messenger; chemical synaptic transmission
Cellular component (GO): dendrite; plasma membrane
Molecular function (GO): neurotransmitter receptor activity; G protein-coupled serotonin receptor activity
Source: RefSeq, a predicted model, not a curated record
AUGGAAAACGCGAGUGAUAUUCAUCCAAACACAUCCAGCUGUUGCGAAUAUCAAGAUUUGUAUGAUAUAAGUGAACAUCCCAUGCAUUCGAUUGCGUGGCUAGCCACUGUCCCUUCGACUCUUUCGAUAAUAAUCGCGGUCACUGUUGUGGGGAACGCGAUGGUGAUUGUAGCUUACUUUCGGGACAAACGCAUCAGGGAUAAUGUAGCGAACCUCUUCAUCUUAAACCUUGCAAUAACAGACUUUGUCGUCGGUGCUUUCAUCAUUUCCAUUGACACUGCCUGGAUCAUCAAUGACGUCUGGACCUAUGGAGAAGUGUUCUGCAAAAUCUGGCUAGACGUUGAUUUCGUAGUCACCAUGAUGUCUUUGCUCACCAUGGUACUCAUCAGCUGGGAUCGUUACUGUCUCCUGACGAUGGGGAUGCGGUACAAAACAUUCCAAACGAAAAAGCGUAUCUGCGUGAUCCUUGCCAUUUCUUGGACAAUUGUUAGCCUGAUAUACACAUUCCUUGCUUUCGCAUGGAGUCCCAUUACCGGUGAAUAUAACGUAGAUUAUUCACAAAACUGUGAAAUGGAGUUUACAUACAACGUGGCCGCAACGCUCGUCAUCAACAUUUUCGAAUUCUUCAUUCCGUUUACUAUCUUAAUUAUCCUUAACAUUUCUGUGUACAGUAACAUAAAACGUAGGUCUAGGGGUACCGUCGGCCAAAGCCCUUCAAUACAUACGUCGGCUAGGUCACCGAAGAAAAGCUUUGGACCUAGAUCUCCAAGGAGGGUAAACUACCAUCCUCCAGACGGUCUCUCUGGCCCACUAGCAGAUUCUCAUAGCCGCGGUGGUGAUGCUGUUGCAGCAAAUGUAACUAUCGAGUCUACUGACAACCGCGCAGAUGGAGAAAAUUCCUUCACAAGAAAACUGUCAAAUGAAAGAGACUCGACUCCAAAGGAAGAAGGUCGAACAUUCGCUAGGCAUCGAAAAGCAGCAUUCGUGUUAGCCAUCCUUAUCGGCUGUUUCCUUCUCUGUUGGUUACCCUACCAAGUAACAAGCGUAAUGUAUGCAGUCUGUGAUACCGAUUGCGUCUCCACUCGUUUGUGGGAGGUCACGAAUUUACUUCUUUGGGGUAACUCAACCAUUAAUCCCUUUAUCUAUGCUGCUACUAAUGUCCACUUUCGUCGGAACUUUAGGAAGUUUUUGUUGCUUGAUCGUUGGGCUUGUGACUUUAAACAUUGUAAAAUGAAAUGUCAAAAUGCAAAUCAGAUUCAGGUUGCCACCGGAAGCCUUAAUGACAGCACGGUAACCUAAUAUCUGCAAACGAUCGUCUUCGAUCUAGAGAGUUUCCUUGGAAACAUGUCGGAAGGCCCAGACAAGAAACUUUUGUCAAUACAAUCAGACUACUGCACAUCUAGCACCUAUGACUUUGUCAUGCCUGUAGCCGAUAUAAAAAUAAAAAUAAAUGCAUUGGCACCAAUGGCUCUUAUACCGUCUAUUAAGGCACAGGUUAACAAUGAUUUGACUUUAUAAAAAGCAGCUGAAAGAUCCCACUCAUCACCUGUGUCCGUAAUAUGUUAUAACAAUGAAGCCCAGACAAGAAAUCGUACCCGAGAAGUGCUUCAAAAGGGAGAAAUAUAAAUUGACCAGAAACACAAUAUUUAUUUCAUGAUGAUGACGAGAACAGCUUUUGUUUAGCGCCAUUUAUCUGGAAAAAACAACAACGACAUUCAGAGGCGCCAGCUCCCCAAUAUGUGACACGUUAUUCCAAAAGUUGCAGGAAGAGAAGGGUCUUUAUUUCAGAUUUGAAGGUCUCAAUGUCGUCACAUGUCAUCCUAUACAAUAACAUUCGUUGUAUAUUGAUAUCCUCAGGAGAUUAAAGGCUUGGUCCCAUUGCACUUACGGAUGCAGAGAGGAUGUAAAACAGAAAAUAAUAUUGCCAUCCGUUGGAAAACGUUAUGUAUCCGUUGUGUACCCGUUGCAUACGUGUUUCAUACGCUCUGUAUGCAUCGAGCAUCCGUCCACUGUGAUUUCAUUGUUCGCCCAUUUUGCAGGUUUUUCCAAUGAGCGCUUUUAGAAACGCACGUCGACAUAGUCAACUGGUACGAGAUGACGUCAUUUUUUGGCGUUCCAUAUGCCUCAGGUCCUCACACACGUCCACUAUCAGAAUGGAGAACCUCGCCACAUCCAUUUUGCAGUUCUCCUAAAUCAUAGUCGACGUGCACGUGAGUGACGUCAUUUCAACCGCUCAAGCCCAGCAUUAAGAUCAACCUUUCCCUUUUAAAACACAGUUUUCAGUGACUUUUUCACAAAAUUAAUGUAAGUUGUACGAUGCAUUAUGUUUAUCAUAUUUGAAAUUGCUUUCUGAUCUUCAAAAUACAUAUCGAUAUGUAUCCUAACUCGCGUAAAAAGGAAUCAAAGCAAGUGAAAGGGCAAGUGUGCACAAGUUGCACCUUCGCAUCACCCGACCGGUCCGCCAGGCGAUGGUAAGCCAGAUCUUUCGGGUCGGGCAGCGUGUCAUGACCCGCUGGUUAUCGCACUGUUUCACUUUGACGUACGUACACGUACAAGUCGAGUGAAAUCUAAAGUAUUCGCAUCUGUAGUGAACAAGUGCAGACGACGACGUUGACUCGAACGAUCAAACGACUGCUACGCCGUUCUCGUUCACUGCUCCUAAAAGUCUCUAUUGUCUGGAGCGGAUGAAAACGGAUGGAGCCACCUCGAACUUUUGCUUGUCCGCUGUAUUCGUUAUGGAUACGUUUUGUGUCCGUCGGCAAGUGGGACCAGGCCUUUAAAGGCCUGGUCCCACUGCACUUACGGAUGCAAACCGGAAGUAAAGCGUGACAAAAUCUUGCCAUCCGUUGGAAACCGCUAUGCAUCCGUUGUGUACUCAUCGAGCAUCCAUCCACUGUGAUUUCAUCCGCGCACAAGGUUAUGAGCUGCACAAAACUUUUAGAACGGAUGAUCUUUCCGCCGCGUACGACGUAAAUCCGCAACAAUACGAGAACCGGCCAACCUUCCAUCUCCGUUAAACAUCUGCUGUUCCUUUCUACAUCUUCUGGGAAUCCUCGAAACUCAUAUUCACGGAAAGAGGGAGGAAAGAUAAGGUACAUGGAACGUCUAUAUAUCGUUAGUAGCGCGGAAAUGGAGAGGAUGUAUGCAUCUCGUAUAUAAAGUCUUCAAAACCCCCGGUAACACCUUCGGAGAAGCCAUCCACUUCCAUCUAGACCGGGGGCUUGGAGAGUUUAUUCAGCUGAUCGGGUACAUAAGGUUUGAUGGUCCCAUCAUGUUGGCAUGAUAUCAGUGGUCAAGAAAAUGUGUUGCUGCCGGGUCAUAUCCUGUAAGGAAAGCCCAGAGGACGCCAUUUUUGUCGGCUAUAUUGGAUUUUUCAUGAAAAUCAAAUAUUUUCAGAUU